Penicillium vulpinum is the source of this 1692-nucleotide messenger RNA. RefSeq names its product Zn(II)2Cys6 transcription factor domain-containing protein. Bases 1 to 1692 code for a protein of 563 amino acids. Lineage: Eukaryota; Fungi; Ascomycota; Eurotiomycetes; Eurotiales; Aspergillaceae. The record is from RefSeq and is a predicted model, not a curated record. Gene Ontology annotation, molecular function: zinc ion binding; DNA-binding transcription factor activity, RNA polymerase II-specific. The transcript is spliced from 2 exons. Gene Ontology annotation, biological process: regulation of DNA-templated transcription.
AUGAGCCGCCGUAUAGGGGCUGUCAAAUCUCGACUCGGGUGCAAAACCUGCAAAAUCCGAAGAGUCAAAUGUGGCGAGGAGAAGCCAAGUUGCCUUCGCUGCUCUAGCACAGGACGGAAAUGUGAAUAUGAGGAUAGAGAGGCAUCGCCUUGGAUUACCUCCGCUCCCAGACACGCACUAUCAUUGUCUCAAAAUGCAGCGCGGCGAGAAUGUCGCGCAUUUGAAUAUUACUUUCAACACGUGUCUCAACAUCUUGCAGGUGGAUCAGAUGUAGAUUUCUGGACGGGAGUUGUUCCGCAGAUCUGCCGCAGUGAACCCGUUGUGUGGGACGCAGUGAUUACAAUUAGCGCAUUGUACGAAAAUCCGAGGCAGUGUGUGGACUUUCAUUUUUUGAGGGGUCGCCGAAAUGAGGCAUAUUUGCUUAAUCAUGCCCAGCAGGAAGCAUUGAUAUGGUAUUCGCGAUCGAUAUCUGGUGUUUCCUCGCAGAUCCAGCGAGGAAAUACAGAUCCUUACAUUGCACUCAUCAGCUGCGCACUAUUUAUCUGCGUCGAGACAAUCCAAGGACGUAUGGAGAAGGCCUUGGAGCUUUACCGACAGGGUAUCAUUUUGAUGCUUGACCUCCAUGCCCAAAUCGCUCAUGGAGGAGUAUCCACCAGUAAGGCUGUUCUGUUAAAACGCAGCAUUGCUCCAUUAUUCCUACGGCUAGGCACAAGUUCCCUGACCAUUUCAGGGGCUCAGUUUUCUAUGGAACCUUUUGCCUUUGUAGAAACAAACAUGAGUGCUGGCUUUGCAUCCGUCGAUUCCGCAAGGACCACUAUCUCUGCCCUGGCUGCGGAGGCUAUCCUCUUUGAGCGUGAGGCAAACUUACACCUCAAGGAAGUUGGUGCAGAUUCCGCUGUAAGCCCAGAAAUGGCCGCGAAAAAAGAAGCGCUCCAAGCCCGUCUCGCUGAAUGGCAUCGGGAAUACACCAAUAUUUGCCAAAGCAACAGCUCUGCACCCGCUGUCCCCAUGUACCCAGAGCCUAUCCUGCUUACAUACCAUGCUGCUGCGUUGAUUCUAGUGACAGGAUGCCUAAGGCAACAGGAAACCGUUUUCGAUUUCCAUUUUGAAGACUUUGUCACUAUCGUCGAGCAGUCUAGGUUGAUUCUCAAUGCCUCAGCAGGUCCUAAUGGCACCCAACCACCAUUUACAUUUGAGAUGAGUGUGGGUGUCCCUCUCGCUAUGACUGUGAUGAGAUGUCGGGACCCAAACAUACGGCGAAGGGCUUUGGAUCUAUUGCGACUAUCACCUCCAAUACAAGGAUUUUUCAAAUGCGCCCCUGUGGCUCUUUUGUCAGAAGUAUUGAUGAAACUGGAAGAGGGCUAUAGCCUUGCUCUGAGGCAGGAGAACACAGUAGCACCUUCGCACAAAAUUACCGACAACAAUGUUUUAAUCGGCCUACCAGUCGCCAUAACAACGGAUGAGACAAACAGGUCACAAGCAGCCCUCAUCCCCGAAGAGGCUCGUAUACAUGACUAUGGUAUCUUCAGAUUGAAUGAAUGGCAACCUUCGUGGAUCACUGAGGAAGAUCUCGCACCGUUUCCCCACGGUUCAAACCAACUAUAUUUGGGGUUUUCAAGAAAUCAAUACGACAAGGAAAGCAGCACUUGGCGGCCGAUUUCUCAAUGUAUACCCUUAGAGGCCAGUUUUUAA